CGGGUGCCUAGUAACCAUGGUAACCACGAGCGGAUUCAGCUGUUGCGUCAGGAGUUCCACUCCUCUCAUCAGGGGGAGGAGCUUAAUGAGCAGCCCUGGGUCCCACAGACUGGACGCCACUCAGUAACAGUUGAACUCCAGCUACACAAACAAAGACUAGAGACGACCAACUCCUUCAGACAAGCCCAGAGACAAUACAGCUCUCUUCCACGACGGCCUAAUACGACUCCGCCCAGCAUGAUCUCCCAUGGCAACCCCUGGAGCUCCUCCCCUUCCCGUGGCAACGGUUUCCAGGCAGCCAAAGACAGCGGCCGUUACUCCAGCUACCAGGGCCCCCGUCACGGCCCCCACAGCCCCGUCCACUCCCACACACACACACACACGUCGGCGCCCACACACACACACACACACACACACACACUCUCCCUGAGCGGGGUGAACGCCCGCGCCCUGCUGGAGGCUCAGGAGCUGCUGAGGCUGGAGCACAGACGCCGCCAGCAGCAGCACAAAGACUACAACUCCCACAAUGCCGCAAGAGACUACAAUGCCCAAAGCAACUUGGAGCAGGGCACAGUAAAGGACUACAACUCCCAGAGUUCCCCGGGCCCACCCAAAGGCCCACACAGACAAGACGUGCCCCCCUCCCCCUCGCAGUUGUCUCGCCUCAACCAUGUGAACACACACUUCUCCUGAGAGGGGGAGAGAGAGUGUGUGUGUGUGUGUGUGUGUGUGUGUGUGUGUGUGUGUCUGCCACUAUUUUAUACAUUUAUGGUUGCACAGAAAUUGUCUUUCUGAAUCUGGUUACUUUAACACACACACACACACACACACACACACACACACACUCCAACCGUCCCUUCUUCUUAGAACACUCUUAGUGCCUUCUGCCCUUUGAGGGCAUGACUGCUCAGGUCCCGCCUCCUCACACGUCUAAUUGGUCCAGGCGAUGCAACCAUGGACUGUAAUUGGCUGAGAUACACAUGCGUGCAUUUUUGUGUGUGUGUGUAUGUUGUGAUGUAAAAUGUAUAGUGAUGUCAAGAGAGCAUUGGGCAGAAAAUGUGUGUGUGUGUACGCGUGUUAUUGUGCGUGUGUGUGUGUGCGUGCGUGCGUGUGUGUGUGUGUGCGUGUGUGAGUGUGCCUGAGUGUUAAAUGUCAGAUUUCUCCAAGUUCUGGUGUGAAACUGAGAAGUACACACAAACACACACACACACACACACACACAUCUGUCACCGUGUCACCGUGUCCUUGUUCCUGACAGAGGAGAGAGAUUGGGGGGGGGUGAGUGGGACGUGGAUGAGGUGUG
Clupea harengus (Atlantic herring) is the source of this 1303-nucleotide messenger RNA. RefSeq names its product partitioning defective 3 homolog. The record is from RefSeq and is a predicted model, not a curated record. Gene Ontology annotation, biological process: establishment or maintenance of epithelial cell apical/basal polarity; establishment of centrosome localization; cell adhesion. Gene Ontology annotation, molecular function: phosphatidylinositol binding; protein binding. Lineage: Eukaryota; Metazoa; Chordata; Actinopteri; Clupeiformes; Clupeidae. The transcript has 3 exons. Gene Ontology annotation, cellular component: adherens junction; cell cortex; apical junction complex. The coding region runs from base 238 to 693 and encodes 151 amino acids.